This is a messenger RNA of Cinara cedri, 1812 nucleotides long. NCBI's taxonomy places the organism in Eukaryota, Metazoa, Arthropoda, Insecta, Hemiptera, Aphididae. The record is from the annotation of a GenBank genome assembly.
AAACAACAAUGGAUUACAACCUCGACUCUCAAACAGAUAUGGGUUUCAAAAAGUGUGUCAGAAUGUAAAACAUUUACAUAUUAACGAACUAAAUUACAAUUCAUAUGUUAAAUCAUCUAGUUAUAGACAAAAAUAUUAUUUUUUUGCAGAGGCUCUGAAUUGAUAUUUAAUAGAGCAACUAAAGUUUGGUUGUAUCCUGAAAUUAUAUAUAAUCUUUAUAUCAAAUUGUUUGACUAUGAAAAAUAUUAUACAAAUGUUCAAAACUUACCAAAGCAUGUAUGUGUAUGUGGGAUAUAAAAAUAAAUGAAAUGCUUUUUAAUUUUAAUUUUAAUUUUUCAGGUAAUCGAGAAAAAGAAAAACGAAUUAGCACAAAAAUUUAAAAAUAAAAUCAAGACAGGCACAGAUGUAAACGAUGGCGAAAGUGAGUGAUUGUUUUAACGAUAUACUACCGGAUAGUUUUUUAUUAACCAAACUGUAGGUGGUUAUCGUGUCAUCUGAGAUAUGUCAACAAAAUUGAUAAAUUUAAAUUCUGUAAUUGUACAAGUUAUUAUAACUACCAGUUUUUUUUUUAUUUAAAUUAUUUAGAGAAAUGUUAUAAAGGAUUAUUAGAAACUUUAAUGGACUCAAACGACGCCGAAUCGGGCUUGAGCGAUGAGGAUAUUAAGAGUCAUGUGAUAACUAUAGUAGCGGGUGUAAGAUCAAAAUACUCCAAAUACUUUNAAUUCUGUAAUUGUAUAAGUUAUUAUAACUACCAGUUUUUUUUUUUUUUUAAAUUAUUUAGAGAAAUGUUAUAAAGGAUUAUUAGAAACUUUAAUGGACUCAAACGAAGCCGGAUUGGGCUUGAGCGAUGAGGAAAUUAAGAGUCAUGCGAUAACUAUGAUAGCGGCUGUAAGUUUAAAAUACUCGAAAUAAUUUGCAACUACAAGUAAUGCAUAAUUUUUAUAUUUAUAGGGUUUCGAAACUACUUCAAUGACUGGUAGUUAUUGUCUUUUGUUAUUAGCUAUCUAUCCAGAUAUUCAAGUAAGUUAUUAAGUAGUUUUUGCUGUUUAAAUAUUUGAUAUUAAUAUCCGUUUCAAAAAUAUUAAUUUAAGGACAGAGUUUACGACGAAAUUUAUAGCAUAUUAGGUGACAGUGAUGAACCAUUUACUUUUGAACAAACGACUAGUCUAGUUUAUUUGAAACAAGUAAUACACGAAACUCUCCGUUUAUUCCCGACCGCACCAGUUAUGUUCAGGGAACUGCAAGAUGAUGUCACAAUUAGUGCGAACAUAAUGUAUAUUAUAUGGUGUAAAAUAAAAUAGUUUAACAAUUAUGUUUAGUUUCAGGUAAUCACACACUGCCGAAAGGAACAAUAUGCGGUAUGUUCCCUUUGAUUACACAUCGGAAUCCUGAGCUGUAUCCGAAUCCCAAGUCAUUUAAUCCGGAUAACUUUAAUGCCGACAAUGUCGCUAAACGUCAUAAAUAUAGUUUCAUUGCUUUUGGUGGUGGUCCAAGAAACUGCAUAGGUAUGAGAAAGUAAUGGACCUAUGAUUUUCUAAUUUAUUAAUCGUUUGUAUUUAAUUAUAGGAAUGAAAUACGGUUUAUUAUUCAUGACACUUUUACUCAGUGACGUUUUACGGAACUUCAGUGUGCACACAGAUAUGAAACUCAGUGAUAUGAAGCUAAAUGUAGGAAUAUCAUUACAAAAUACCGUUGGUUUCCCCAUAACCAUUCAAUCAAGAAAACAAAAGUAAUAAUGUAAUUUAAUAAAGCCGAAAUGCUUACCUGUUAAAACAAUUCAAUAAAUAAACUAGAAUACUAAGACGAAUUACA